AUGCUUCAGGACAAAGGGAAAGCACACAAUGCAAACAGCAGCUUUGAGCAUGGCAUCUACCAGGAAUCUGGGAGUGACAGAGGACUCAUUGAGCCCAAGAAACUGCCAAACCCAGUAAAGGAAUCCAAGCACCACCGGGAGAUGCACCGGGAGUUGCUUUUCACCCAUAGGAAGGGGCUGUUUCCAGAACACAAGCCUGAACUUCAGAGGGUACUAGAAACCAGGAGACUCAAGCAGCUGAAGCAACAGGAAGAAACACACACACCCCUAAGAGACCUGGAAGAGGAGCUGAGAAAAAGACAGCAGAAACUUGAGCAGUAUGAGCGAGAGCUGGUCCUGAAUGGGGAGCAAGAUGGCAGGCCGGAGUUCAUCCUUGUCAAAGAAAGCCUCAAAAAGACUAAGCUAUGUCCAGAAACAGGCAUAAGGUAGAUGUGAGAGCUGAGCUUCAAGCGCAGCUUCUGUCAGAAUGGAGCCCUGGCAGAAGUUCAUAUGGAGGAAACCUGAAUGAGAGGAGAGCAAUGGAGAAUGCUGGUGCCCCUGUGCUGAUCUGGCAGAGCUGCUGCUCAGGCUAACUACACGGACAUGGCAGGAUGAGGACUAAUUCAGGUGCAAAGGUCAUUGAUUCAACGAACAGAUCCAUGCAGGCUGUCAUUCGGCCACAAUAAUUAAAAGUUAAGGAUAUUGGGGUG
Messenger RNA from Heteronotia binoei (common prickly gecko), 689 nucleotides. Its product is annotated as protein FAM107B-like. The transcript is spliced from 4 exons. NCBI's taxonomy places the organism in Eukaryota, Metazoa, Chordata, Lepidosauria, Squamata, Gekkonidae. The coding region runs from base 1 to 429 and encodes 142 amino acids. The record is from RefSeq and is a predicted model, not a curated record.